Penaeus indicus is the source of this 3088-nucleotide messenger RNA. RefSeq names its product transcription factor SUM-1-like (gene nau). Lineage: Eukaryota; Metazoa; Arthropoda; Malacostraca; Decapoda; Penaeidae. Gene Ontology annotation, molecular function: DNA-binding transcription factor activity, RNA polymerase II-specific; protein dimerization activity; RNA polymerase II cis-regulatory region sequence-specific DNA binding. The record is from RefSeq and is a predicted model, not a curated record. The coding region runs from base 1392 to 2270 and encodes 292 amino acids. The transcript has 4 exons. Gene Ontology annotation, biological process: muscle organ development; regulation of transcription by RNA polymerase II; positive regulation of myoblast differentiation.
GCCAGGUCGUCGUAGGUACUGGCAUGACGACCCUCCUCGUGUGACCUGUGGUGUGACCUUGUUCGACCCCAUUCGUGUGAAAUUCCGAAAUUUGGCGACUGUUUGAGCCGGGCGCUAUAAUAACGACAAACACAAGCAUUGUUCUGAUCAAUAUCAUUUCCAUUAUCAACGACGAUAUCUGUUUAUCCAAACAGUUCGAAAUUCAGUUAUCGACAAUCGCAUAUCAGUUGUUGUUUUUUUUGUUGUUGUUGUUCUAUCUGUCUAUGAAUUAUAUAUAAUAAAAAAAAUUCGACUGAACAAUGACACGAUGUUUGAGCGAAGAACGCCCUCUGUGAGUGAUAAUGGAAGGAGACUUAACGAGAUAAUUUUCGAAGGUCAAACGAACAUGACCUAGUUUUUGGCCACUUCCCUCGCCUGUUAUUUCCUUGCUCUCUCUCUCCUUCCCUUUUUUUCCUUUUUUCCCCUUUCUCUUUUUUUGGGGGGGAAGGGGCUGUUUUCUCUCUUAACAUUCGAAAAAAAAUCUUCACAGUGAAUCGAUUUUCUCUCUCUCAAGAACUGACAAUAUGACAAUAAUGGCGAAGUAAAGAAAACAGACAAAUAAAGAGAGAGAGAGAGAGAGAGAGAGAGAGAGAGAGAGAGAGAGAGAGAGAGAGAGAGAGAGAGAGAGAGAGAGAGAGAGAGAGAGAGAGAGAGAGACAGGUGGCCAAGGUAAAUGACCGGAGCCUGACUCCUUAGCAAAGAGAGAAAGAAAGGAAAAGGAAGCAGAGAAGAGAGAAAGAGAAAGAGCAAGAGUAAACAGCGGACGAAGAGGCGAAGAAAACAAUAAGCGAAAAGGUCGUCAGAAAAGCAAGUAAAAUAAGAACAAGGAAAAGAAGAAGCCGGUGUUCCUAGAUUGCAAGAAGAGAAGGACGACACACGGAAGAAAGGAAAAAAAGGAAAAGGCAGAAGAAAAGAAGAGAAGAAUAAAGUAAGACAGAAGGAAGAGCGAGAAGAAUAAGGACAUAAUAAAAGGGGGAAAAAAAGAAAGCAGGGAGAGAGCAAUAAGAGAGAAGAAGCGAAAGCAGGAGGAAGGAAGAGAGCAACGAGAGAGGAGAAGAGAAAGCAGGAGGAAGGAAGAGAAUAACGAGAGAGGAGGAGAGAAAGCAGGAAGAACGAAGAGAGCCAAUAAGAGAGGAGAAGAGAAAGCAGGAGGAAGAGAGAGAGCAACGAGAGAGGAGAAGAAAAGAGGAUAACAAGAGAGGAGGAGAGAAAGCAGGCGGAAAGCAGAAGGAAGAGGAUAACAAGAGAGGAGGAGAGAAAGCAGGCGGAAGGCAGAGAGCCACGCGAGAGGAGGAGAGCGCGACGGAGGCCGGACGAGGAGGCGCGCCGGAGGGAGCCCCGGCCAGCGCACCAUGAUGCCGGAACUCCGCUCGUGCCGCUACGAAACGCGCUAUUCGGGCAGCCUCUCGCCCGACGCCCGCCCGCACUCCGUCUCGCCCAGCUACCCCGCCCACACGCACGCUCACGCCCACGCCCACCACUACUCGCCCUCGCACGACCAUGCCCGCCCGUCGUCCGCCGACCUGGCCGCCCCCUUCCUGACGCAGCAGCACGCCCACCACGCCCACCACUCCGACAAGUACGACAUCAAGUGCGAGGACGACUUCCUGGACGACGAGGACGACCCCCACGUGCCGCACGUCCUGGCGCCGGCCUCGCACGCCGCCGGACACGCGCACGCCCGCACGUGUCUGCUGUGGGCGUGCAAAGCGUGCAAGCGGAAGAGCGUGGCGGUCGACCGGCGGAAAGCGGCCACCAUGAGGGAGAGACGGAGGCUAAGAAAGGUGAACGAAGCCUUCGAGCUCCUGAAGCGCCGCACCUGCAGCAACCCCAACCAGAGGAUGCCCAAGGUGGAGAUCCUGCGCAACGCCAUCGAGUACAUCGAGUCCUUGGAAGACCUCCUCCACGGCACCCCCUCCCCCGGCGGCGGUGGUGGGGGAGGCGGGGGCAUGGGGGGAGGGGGAGACCACGACCACCCUCCGGAUAACCCGUGCGGCGCCUCGCAUUACCUGGGUUCGGGAGGCUCCAGCUAUUACCCGGAGAGAAGCGGUCACUAUGGGGACGUCGGCGCUGGAUUUGCUCCUAUUGGCAGCCAGGACCACGGCGGCGCGAGCGGCGGGGGCGGCGGCGCCUCCUCCACCUCCAGCCUGGACUGCCUCUCCCUCAUCGUCGAGUCCAUCAGUCCAGCCAACACCGGCAUUAUCAGCAGCGUCACUGAUAAGAGCUCUUAGGUCGUUCGGGAAGAGGAGUCGUGGGUCGUUCGGGAAGAGGAGUCGUGGGUCGUUCACGAAGAGGAGUCGUGGGUCGUUCGGGAAGAAGAUGGAUGAGGCCGUCGUGAGUUGCGGGUCGUUCAGAUGGAGGACUUUGGGUGUCGUCUGCGUUGGAUGCGUAGGCGUCUCAGAACCUGAAGUCGUCAUCACCCGCCCUUGGGGUCGUCGUCGCUAAGAACGAACAACGAACUCACAGUCCUCGGUGCAGCAUACAUCGUCGUUGUAGUCGCCGCCGUCGAGGUCGCCGUCGUCGUCGCCGUCGUCGUCGUCGUCGUCAUCGUCGUCGUCCAGGUCGUACCAACAUACCUCCGCUGGUAGUUUCUCCCUACGACUCGAAGACUGGACUUCCUCUCGGGUUCAGAACGGGAAGGACCAAAAGGAAAGAGAGAGAACCAGAAGAAACGAGAGAGAGAAAGAAAGACAGAAGGAAAGGCAAGAGAGAAACGGGAUAAGGAAGAGAACAAUAGUGAAAUUAUGCGUUUUGAAAGGAUGCCGUGAAAAAAAAUCCAAAAUAUAUAAUAGACAAAAGAUUGAGUGAAAUAUUGAUUGACUGUGAUAUACAGAAAAAUAUAGAAGAAUAAAAAGGAGAAAAAGAGAAAGAAAUGCUCUUGUAAUAUUCGAUUCAUAUUUUUCUCUCUUAUUUCAUGAUCAUUUUUUUAAAAAUUCUUCAUUGCCUCUCUUUCUCUCUCUUGUUUCGUUGUUAUAAGCGACCAAGAACAACCAAAAAAAAAAAGACAGUGCUUUAUAAGAAUUUAAAUACGCAAUAAGGACCAAAGAAA